AUGGCGACAGAGGCGGAAUCGAAUGAGAGCUGCGAUAUCCAGGAGGAGACGACCACAUUCGACCCAGACGAGGUCACGCUUCGUUUUCCCGGGAUGUUCCAGAAAACCGACGUCGGCAUGGCGGUGAUCUUUGCGCUCUUCGUGGUCCUCACUGUUUCCGGAAACGUACUCGUCCUGGUCGUGAUCAAGGUGACUUCGUCCAUGAGGAGCCCUACGCAUCUCUUCAUGGGGAACUUGGCAGUGAGUUACAUCGUGACGGGAAUCCUGGUUCUGCCGUUCUCUGCUCUCAUUCAGUUCGGCGGGGAAUGGAAGUUCGGCCAUGCACUGUGUCGGAUCUGGGUAUUCCUGGACAAACUGUGCUGCGGGGCGACGGUCUUGUCCCUGUGUGCGAUUUCAGUGGACCGAUAUAUUGGCGUGAGCCGACCUUUGGCGCACGGUCGGAUCAUGAGCCGAUCCCGGACGCAGUGGGCCAUCGCCUUUAUUUGGCUCAUCAGCCUGGCGAUGAGCCUGGGACUACUCGUGGGUUUGGAGGAGAAGCCGGCCAAGAUUAACUUCUGCUCUGUGACGAUCGACUCUCGGUAUAUUAUCAUCAGAGGCAUCGUGAAUAUCCUUAUUCCUUCCAUCGUUCUCCUCGUCUUGUAUUGGAAAGUGUAUCGGAAAGCCGUCUCAGCUUUGAGGCAGGGCCAGGACGAAUCGGAUUGUGAGUCCCUGAGGAUCAAUCGGGGCGAGACCAGCACGACAUCGAAAGAACUCAUACUUGUUCCAAUGCUGAAGCCGACACAGGAAUGCAUGAUUAAGGAAGUGAGAGAUGAAGAGCUCAUGAGUACACUCACAGCUCCUGGACAUGAUAAUGGAACUGUGGUGGAUGCUAGUGGACAUGCAAUUGGCAUCUAUGUGCUUGACAGUGGAAUCACACUGUGCACCAGUUUCAUUGGGCAAAUUUCUGAUGUUCCCUGUCUUGAGGAUAAUUGGAAAGUUGUGAUAUACAAUGGCCAUGACUGCAAGAUCAAUGGCAAGCCAGUCUUGAUCAUGUGCUGUCGAAGCUACCUUCAAAUUGUAGCCAAAGCAAAUGGUGAUAUGGUGUGUAGAUCUGACAACAAGUGUUCCAAGCAGCAGGCGAGCACACUGUUGAAGAUGCUUCAUUAUCAUCAUUGGGGAGUUUCAAUUCUCUUUCAAAUGAUUCAACUCUGGGAGGACCUAAAAACACACCUUGUUCCUUUGUAUUUGAUGAACCACCUGCUAGACAAGCUUGAUGGCCUGGACAAUCUCCUUGCAUUUGGGUUUGAACAUUUUUUUGGAUCAUCUGUUCUCAUUGGGGCAAAGAAGAGAGUAUACCUGGGUGAAUGCCUCUCAAUACCACAUGCUUGCUUCAUAGACACAAAGGAGCAUGUCAUGAACAACAGCUUGCUGCUGAAGAAACCAGGAAAAUUGUGCGAAGAAUUUGAAAGUCAUGAACAUGAACAAAAUUGGAAAUUGCCUUAUCGUUGUUCUCUGAUGCCUGGCUGUGGUGCCCUUGUUGGGAAAGUAAGUGUAAAUGAGAAGUUGGGGAUGCUUCAGCUUGAAAACCAGUUUGGGAAGGUCUUCAUCACUUUGGUCAUUCGUGAUCAUGUAGAUGCUUUGUCACAUGGAAGUCCCUUUGUAAGUGGCUGCUUCUGUUGGCUGAGUGAUUACAAACUUGUCAAGGAAGAAUUUGAAGGCUGCUCAAGUCAAGUCUACAUCUUGUGUAGUCCCAUGAGCCUCAGGUCACUGGUUCUAAAUGCUAAUCCAUCUGUUGAGUCAUCAGACAUCUGGCUCCAUCAGCGAGUUUUUGUGAGAGGGAAGUCUCUUCCAUUCUCCUAUCCUGGGUCUGAUCCUGGUCCAAAAGGAAGAUAUUCCUUCUUGAUGGAUUGCCUCUUGAUAGGAGGAUCUUAUGACCACCAAUCAGCAAGGGAUGAUUGUGGUGAUAAUGCCGAUGGGAAUGGAUCUCAGAUACCCCGACUUUUGGUUCUUUGGGGAGAUGCCACUAGAUAUUAUCCUUUCAUUCAAGUGGGAUGCAGAUACAAACUCUCUGUGCCACUCUGCAAGGACACCAUGUUAUUUCAGAGAGAAACACAUCUCAAAAGGGUUGCUGAAAGGGUUGUUGUAGUUCCAGAUGGUGUAAUGAUACUCCCAUUGUCCUCAAAGAGGCUCCAAGCAGCAACUCACACGGUUGCCGAGUGCUUGAACACUGAAAACGAAUGUCCUGAGCGAGUGAAUGUGGAGGGAAUCAUUCAAAAUGUUCAUCACUUCUAUGAGGAGCCUCUAUACAAAAAGCACAUCUUGAAAGAACACAAAAUCCGUCUUCAUCUCUGUGACUUGGAGAACAGUGCCCAGUUCAUCUGUGUGUACCUCACACCAAACAAAUAUUCCUGUGCUGGUCUCAUAGACAAUGUCCGAGUAUUAUUCAUUGACAUCCCUGUUAAGUCAUCCAAUGGCAGACGCUAUCUUCAUGCUGCCGGUCGAUUCAGCUACCAGAUCACUCGAUUCCUGUCAUGUGAAAUGGACUUGCUGACUCCAGCAGAAGGUGGCCUUCGUGAAAAUAAUCGGGUAGUGUUCAGCGGUCAGAUUGCGAAGCUCCUUUUCAUGGAAGUGGAAGUCAAAUGUUGCAUGUGUCUGAGCCCAGUGAAGAAAGGGCGUUGUACCAAGGCACCUCAAUGUAUGUAUGUACCUGCUGAUGCUUGUCUCUUCAUGAAGCUCCUUGCACUUAUCAGAGGAGAGGAUGUCAAGACAGGUGCUUUAAUGAAGUUUCAAGGGGAGCAGCUUGUUUGCAAGGUCCUGGGUAUCUCUUCAGUGGAAAAAAAUGCUCUACAGGAGCUUUUUCUUGAGCCUCGAGAGCCAAGACUGGCAUUACAUUGGGAUGUUGAUCAGAAGAAGUUCCUUCAUGUUGUCACUCCAUCAACUGCAGAAAUGCAGACCAUACUGGAUAUUCUCUAUGGCUAUCUGGAGCAAUGUGGUGACCGUAUUUGGAAGUUCAAGGGCUUCUGUGAUGGAUGUCAACCACUGUCCAGCAUUUUCACUUGGGGAAAUCAAGAAUACCUUACUGAUGAUCUUAUUGAUGAGUUGGAGUCUGAGACUGUGAUGGUGCUCACUUGUGAGGAUCUGGAACUGAUUUGAUGGAACAGGACCUCCUCCACCAUUAAUUGUUCUGUAUUGUUUUUCAAUUCUUCAUGACAAAGGGUGAUAGUGUUUACUUAUGCAUGCCUGAAACCAAAUUGAAAUGAGAGGUUCUCGUCUAUGAACUGCCUUCAGGGAAAUUUGCUACUUGGAGUCUCUCUAUUAUUCAUGCUGCUGUCUGUUUCAAUGAGUCAGUGUCCUGCAUUUUGUAUGACCUUCCUCAUUCUUAUAAAUUUUCAUGCC
Messenger RNA from Darwinula stevensoni, 3375 nucleotides. NCBI's taxonomy places the organism in Eukaryota, Metazoa, Arthropoda, Ostracoda, Podocopida, Darwinulidae. The record is from the annotation of a GenBank genome assembly.